AAACUACAUUAUAAUUCAACAAAUUAUCUUAUAAGCUAGGGUUUUCUAAUCUCUUCGACGUUGUCGAUUUCUCUCAAUCUUCUCCGUCUCUGAUCUCGAUUUCUCUCUCUCGUCUCUCAAUGUUGCCGCCGUCUCUGAUCGGUCAAGAUCUCUCCGUCUCUGGCACUCUCUCCAUCUCUGCUCUCUUGAGAUCUAUUUGAUUUCCUUGUCAACUUUCAAUCUCGGUUGUUCUUCAAGUGUGAGAUCUUGAUUGGAUUCUAUUUAGGUUGGUGAAGCAGGGCUAUGUAUAACGGUAUUGGAUUACAGACUCCUAGAGGGUCUGGCACUAAUGGUUACAUCCAGACGAACAAAUUUUUUGUGAGGCCAAAGACUGGAAAGGUUGCUGAAAGCACCAGAGGAUUUGAAGAAGAUCAGGGCACUGCUGGAGUUUCUAAGAAACCUAAUAAAGACAUUCUCGAACAUGAUCGCAAGCGUCAGAUUGAACUCAAACUUGUCAUACUUGAGGACAAGCUCAUUGACCAAGGCUAUACAUCGGAUGAAAUUUCUGAAAAGUUGAGGGAGGCUCGUGAGACUUUGGAAGCUGCUUCAGGUUCUGAGGAAAAAGAUGGACCUUCUGCCAUCGUACUUGCAGAUAAGAGGGUAUCAGAUACACAGACUCAUCAAAUUGCUGCAAGAAAGGAGGAGCAGAUGAAAACAUUGAGAGCUGCUCUUGGGUUGGGCUCAUCGGGCGAUACUGAACAGGUUAAAGAAGAGAUUUCUGAUCCAUCAAGAGAAAGAAGAGAGGGUCAGAAUGCUGAUAUUAAGCGUCAUGAGAAGUCUGAACAUUCUUUUCUGGACAGAGAAUUGAAUUGGAAAAAGCAUGGCCCUGAAGAUCAGUAUGAUGAUAAGGAUGACAAAAAAAGGAUUUCAAAAGAGUUGAAAGGUCAUCAGAAGGGUAGAAAAAGAAGGCCUAAGGAUGAUUCUUCGGACACAGAUUCUGUUGAUCGUAACUUGAGAGAUAGUAGAAGGAAUGAUUCUGAAAGUGACCUUGACAGUGAUGUUGGCCACAAAUACGUGGCCUCAAGGAAAAAUAGAAGGCAUGAUAGUGAUGAUUCUUCUGAUACUGAUUCUGGUGGUGAGCGCAAGGGAACCAAGAAGCACUUGAGAGAUAAACGGAGAGAUGAUCCUGAAAGUGACCCAGACAGUGAUUUUGACCAGAAAUAUAUCACCUCGAGGAAGCAUAAAAAAAAUAGAAGGCAUGAUAGGGAUAAUUCUUCUGAUACUGAUUCGGGUGGAGAGCACAAGAAAACCAAGAAGAACAUGAGAAAUAAUCGAAGAGGUCAUGGAAGUGAUCCUAGCAGUGACAUUGAUAAGAAAUACACCUUCUCAAAGAAGCCGGAGAAAAACAGAAGGCAUGACAGUGAUGAUUCUGAUUCAAUUACGGAUGGUGAUGAGUUUGGAAUGGGGGGCAGCCACAAGAAAGGAUCUAGUAGACAUAAAAGUCAAAAGGUGAAGAAUCAAAGAAGCCGGAAACAGGAGUCUACUGAUGAAUCCAAUUCUGACAGUGGGAUUGAUAAUAAACGCAGGCAACUUAAGCACAGAAACCAGCAUGGUAAAAGAUAUGGGGUAGAAAGUGACAGCUCUGACCAUGACAGUUCUGAUUCUGAUGUAGGUUGCAAGAAGAGUAAGCAUAGGUAUGACAGCAAACGUGCAGGAAAGAGCAGGGUAGAUAGUGAAUCCAAUUCCGAAAAGUCGAGAAAGCAUCGUAAGAAAGAUGGUGGUAGACACAGACAUGAUAUUGAUAAUGAAAAAAGUGGUGAUAACAGCUCUAGCGGUGUUGAAAUAGUGAAGAGACGCAGAGGUAGGAGUUACAAUGCUGAUGAUAAUUCUGAAGAAGAAGGUGAAUAUUUGGGUAGAAGUGGUAAGAUAGCUACAAAAGGAAAAAUAGAUGCUAAAAGGCAACAUGAUGACAACGAAAAUUCUGAUGAUAGCCUAGCAGUAGGUAGAAAGGGCAAUGAUAAACACAAGAGAGCUAAGAAAUGUUCUUCGGGAGACGAUUCUGAUCUAGAGAAGGGAGUAAAAGCAAGUGGUGGAGCUCGUGAACGAGGGAAAGGGAGCUUAAAUCAUGCGGAUGGUUUGGAGAAGUUUAAGAAAGAUUCUAUCAAUGAGUUCAACCAUGCAAGUCAACAGACAGAUACAAUGAACAGCAAGAGAAAGUUUGAUGAAGGUGGUAAAAAUGAGCAGCAGCUAGAAUCAAAGUCCAGAAAUCGAAAUUCUACAAGAGGGUCAGAUUUCCAUGGCGACCCCAAGAAAGGUUUUGAAAAUGAUUCUGAAUCAAGCAGAAGAGCACGCAGUGGUAGAUACGAUGAGAAAAGGGAUGGACGGUACAGGGAAGACCCCAAAAUUGACUCAGAUUUCCAUGGCAACCCCAAGAAAGGUUUUGAAAAUGAUUCUGAAUCAAGCAGAAGAGCACGCAGCGGUAGAUACGAUGAGACAAGGGAUGGACGGUACAGGGAAGAUCCCAAAAUUGACUCUGAAUCAAACAUUAGAUCACGCUACAGUGUGCAAGAUGAGGAUGAUGACAGAAAGGCAACUCAAACAGGAAGCAGAUUUACUGAAGAAACAGAGCAUGGAAGUAGACAUCAUCGCAAGGCUAAUGAGUCUCAUCACCGCAGUAGGACUGGUAAAGAUACUGAAGAGGAAAAGAGGCACAGCAGAUAUGAGGAGCCUAGAGGGAGAAAACAUGAAAGAGAGGAGGGUCUAAAAUCGGGCAGGGAAGUUGAAAGAGGGGAGUAUCAACCAAGUAGCAGGCUGAGAUCUGAGAAGGAUUAUGAAACUAGAGAAUCUACAAGAGAUAGGGAUGAUUCCAGAAAGAGGGCUAAAUAUGAAUCUCGAUCGAGCAGACGUGAUAAUCAUUAGGGUAGGGUUCCAUAUUCGUAUUUUUGCUCAUUGUCUCUAUCUUUAGAGCUUGAAUCACGAUGAUGCCUUGUUCGGAAGGUUGUAUCUUUCCUUUUUCCUGUAAUGAAAAUGUAUUUGAAUGUUGUUUGAUUUCAAACUUGCGUCAAAGUUGCUACAGAAAAGCUUGCUACGGACGGAUAGAUGGAUUUGCCUCUUCUUGUGUUGUUAACUGUUGAAUUGUGUCAGGUUUUAGAAAGGUGAUCCAAUAUUUGAUCCCAUUUGUGCUAGCAAGUUUGUUUGUAUAGGCAGAAGACUUGAGUUCCGGAGUAAAUUUGAAAACUGUACCCAAAUUCUUAUAUUGUCUUCA
Molecule: messenger RNA, 3244 nt
Organism: Benincasa hispida (wax gourd)
Lineage: Eukaryota; Viridiplantae; Streptophyta; Magnoliopsida; Cucurbitales; Cucurbitaceae
Cellular component (GO): nucleus
Source: RefSeq, a predicted model, not a curated record